Molecule: messenger RNA, 1625 nt
Organism: Hydractinia symbiolongicarpus
Lineage: Eukaryota; Metazoa; Cnidaria; Hydrozoa; Anthoathecata; Hydractiniidae
Exons: 4
Coding region: 755-1171 (138 amino acids)
Source: RefSeq, a predicted model, not a curated record
UAAUAGGUGGAAAUGGCGCACACAAUUUACAAUUGGAGUUAGCAUCUUUGUUGCAAAAAAUGAUAUCCGAGCCACGGGAUCGCACCUUGAACCGCCAUUAUAGUUUUUGAUGUGUUCUCGAGGUCCGUAACCGAAGUGCACACAAAUUUUCUCUCUCUUGAUUCUUAGCUUGGUUUUGGUCGGAAUGCAACUUCUAUUAUGCCUAGAAUUUCUCUUGGUAAAUGUUCAGUUUAAAUAUACCGUUAUGUACAAUAACUUUCUUUCUUUUUUAUUUCUUUAAUUUUUUUAUUGAUUUAUAUACACUAGGAAACACAUUCCUAUGGAAAGGUUCUUUUCGAACUAUGAGCAAAAACUCACUUACCGCAAGCGUAAAUUUAAGUAAGAUAAGUUGGAUUUAACUUUUUCUAUUCUGAAAAUAUAUUUUAUUUCAAAAUAUACACCUUAUAAAUAUAGAUUUAAUGUUAUACAGCAAACUUUUAAUCCUUCCCACUUUUAUACAGCUUAUAAAACAAAUUGGUGUGGAAAAGUUCUUCUUGAAAUGUAAGCAAAAAUCCACUUACCACAAGUUAACUCUAAGUAAGAUGAACUGGACCAACUUUUUUUUUUUCGAGAAAUUUCUUUUUUUAUCUAUGAGCCUCUCCGAAUCUGACUUCUUCUUAGAAAUUAUUAAACAAGUUCCCCUUUAUUAUUAGAUAACACAUUAGCAUGGAAAGAUACGUCUCGGAUCAUAAGUCAAAGAUCAUUUACCACAACUAUGACUUUAGAAAACACUUUGAAAUGGAAACAUUUAUCUCAAAAAAUAAGCGAGAGUGUACUUACCACAUUUCCAAGGCCAGGACACAGUCAUGAAACCUCAAACAAGAAGCAAUUAAAGUUUUAUAUUCUUGUCGUUUUAUCAGUUCUGUCUUUCAUAAUUAUCAUUUUAUUGUUUAUAUAUUUAUCCAGAAGAAAUUUCUUACGAGAAAAUGAAGAACAACAACAAAAUGUCACAUACACAAGCCUAAGUGACCUUUUUGUCACCCCUACGUAUGAAGAAAUUCCUGUACAUUCGACCGAAAACAGUUGGAUUGGAUAUGAACUUUCUCCCACUGUUGUGGAGGAAUCCACAAAAUUUAUUCCUCAUUACGAAUUGAUUGAUCAAAGAUUACUAGUACCUCCUGCUAAUUCAUAAGAAAAUUUAUGUGUAAUUUAAUUUAGGGACAAUUGGGUGCUUGGACUAUCUAUAUUCCAUAAAAAAUCCCAUUAAAAUGCAGUUUUAUAAAUCAAGGUCUUCCCUACAAUAUUAAUUUUAUUUGGCAUGGUCGUGCGUGAAAACAAGUGGUACUGCAACUAAACCAAAUUUGUGCAGCAAAACGAAAAAGACAAGGUGACAACAACUGUUUUAUGUUUCUUUUGAGGUCUUUUUUUAUUUUAGGCUGGGCUUAUCUAUAUAUUAAUACGCCUUGUGAGGCCACGUCACACAAAUCACAGGUCACUUUCUUACGACGUGGCGUUACGCUAAAAUUUACCAAGUUAAAGAAAACCCAAAUCAGGGGGUUGCUAUAUAAAUAUUAAAUUCUCUUUUCUUAUUUUUUUUUUUAAAUAAAAUCUUUUUCCUUACUCAUUAAAACUAAUUUUUAUUUUAA